AUGGACUCUGGAUCUACUCAAGACAGUUAUGUGCAAUCAUCUGUUCAACAACACAAUGAUCAUCAAUCACAACCUCAAGAAGAAGUUGUACAGUCACAGCAACCAAUUCAAGAACAACAACCAAAACAGCAGGAGCAACAACAACAUCAUCAUCACCAUCAUCAGCAACAACAAGAGUUGCAACCUCAACAGCCUGAACAACAGCCACAAUUUCAAAUAGCUCAACUUCAACAACAGGCACAAUUCCAACAGCCACAGUUUCAACAACAGCCACAGUUCCAGCAUCCACAACUUCAACAACACCCACCACCACCACCACCUCCUCCUCAGCAGCAGCAGCAGCAGCAGCAACAAGAUGACUGCAGUAUUUUAUCACCAACUUUAGCUGAUAUUUUAAGUGAUGACCGUAUAUUAAGGUUUUAUCAAUGUGUUAAGGAUAUUAAAACGCAAGGUUCACCAAAGCAAACAGCCGCUAUGUUUUUCGCUCUUUGUCAUGCCCUUGGUGACUCUGUAUCUUUCUUAAAGGUACCCAAUAUGUCCAAAAUUAUGUUCCGUCAAGAACAGCAAAUUUUUGCUGUUAACGUGGCUGGUACUCAACAAGAGGCAGUACAAAUGUUUCAAAAUAACCACCAAGAACAUCAUACACCUACUUUACAUACAGCUCCUGCUCCAACUAAUAUGAUUGACCCAUAUAAGGGGAUCACUGCAACUACAGGCUUGAUGCAUGACGUUGAUUCUACCCAUACCUCUAAUCUUUUUUCUGCUACUGCAGCAGAUGGUUCUCCUCAGCAUUUACUUCAAGCUGCUUUGGCUUCUGUUACAUCACAAGUUGGCCAUCACCAACCACUUCCUCCUCAACCUGUUACUACCUCUAAAAGAAAGAAUAAUCAUGACAAUAAAGAUACUACAAAAAGAGCGAAAAAGGCUUCUCCUAGAGAUAAAGAAUAUGCUGUUCGUCGUAAUGAAAUAAUUCAAGACUUGUUAAAAGUAUCAGAAGCAGAUUUAUUACAUCAAGCUAAUAUAGUAGAUAGUGAAGUUAAACUCAUUAUUCAAGGGCAUGAAAGGUCCACGAAAUUCGGCAUGCUUGCUCCUCUUCAUCGUUUUGCUGCAUUUGCCAAUUUACCUGCUCAUUAUGACUGUGAUUUUGCACCCAAAAAUGCAGGCGUGUAUUACAACUACGAGUACUUUCAACUCUAUUUGGCUUAUCGUGAUUUAGAAGCUGAACGCCAGCAACAACAACAAAUGGAAGGAGGUGAUCCUCGAUCAAUCUUGUCACAAUGUCGUGCUGAUAUUGAAAAGGUAUUGGUCAGUACAAAUUGGGAAGCUAUUCGUCGUCGUUUGACGAUUGGUGAACGUAUCUGCCAAGUGUGUGGUAUAGUUGGACGUGGUUUCUUACUGUUAAGUAAACAGGUCUCUGGACGUAAAUUGUUACACAAUUUUAACACAGGUGAAUGGGGUGAAUUUAUGCGCGAAUUUGAAAAGCAAGAGAAUCAGCCUUUAUUACAAACUCUUCAAACAAAAUAUAAUCCUGAGAGAUUUUAUGGUCCCCGUCAAGAAUUACUUAUUGUUCCCGCUAGUGCAGCUGAAAUGUCUCAUAUGACUGGACUCCCUGAUACUGCUGCUACUGCUACUACUGCUACUGCUACUGCUACUGCUACUACCACCACCACCACCACCAUCAAAACUGAUAUGAUAAAUACCACACCAGAACCAUCGACAUCAACGGUGGCAACUGCCCCCGAUAGUACUGUCUCAGUUGGCUUAACUACUCCUACAAUCACGUCGGAUAAUAUAAAUGCUACACCAACAGAUAAUACUGCAAAUAAUAAUAAUAAUAAUAUUGUUGCAACUGUUGAAUCGGCCCCCGCUUCUCCAGAUCAUGUUGCAGCUGUUGCAGCAGCUGUUGCAGCAGCCGUUGGUACACCUGUCACUGACACCGCCACACCUUUAUCCACUUCUACUGAAACUAAAGAAUAA
Messenger RNA from Cokeromyces recurvatus, 1977 nucleotides. RefSeq lists its product as uncharacterized. The transcript has 2 exons. The record is from RefSeq and is a predicted model, not a curated record. The coding region runs from base 1 to 1977 and encodes 658 amino acids. NCBI's taxonomy places the organism in Eukaryota, Fungi, Mucoromycota, Mucoromycetes, Mucorales, Mucoraceae.